Danio rerio (zebrafish) is the source of this 4160-nucleotide messenger RNA. NCBI's taxonomy places the organism in Eukaryota, Metazoa, Chordata, Actinopteri, Cypriniformes, Danionidae. The record is from RefSeq and is a predicted model, not a curated record.
CGGAAGUGCGCGGUUGUUUUUGUUUUGAAUGAAGCGAGUAGCAUGAGCAUAUGGAUACGAGGAUAACUAUAGUCUAAAGCACCGUCCUCAUGAUGAACUUCGAGGGUCUGGACCCGGGUUUGGGCGAUUAUGCGCCUGGCCUGCAUGGUGGCCUGGAGCCCGGUCUGGACUCUUCCCUGGACCCGCGGCUCGACCCGGCGCUACUGCAGGGUGUGGAGAUCGACCCCGAUGGGCUGGCUGUGUCAGAGUCUGUGCACAUAGUGGAAGGCAUGUACUCGGAGUUGCACAGCGUGGCAGCUGAAGUCGGGAUCCCUGUGACAGCCACACACUUCGAUCUGCAGGAGGAGUUGCUCUGGAUGGGGAACCACCGGGGACACGCGAGUUCCUUCUUUGGGCCGACAAUGGGCCGCUACUCGUCUUUCCAGGUGCACAUGACUGACGACAUUCGCCAUAUCCAGAGUAUGGACACGGGGGUGCUGUUCCUGACCAAAAACAACCUCAGAUGCCUCACACGAGGAGGUUUUAUCAUGUUUGAUUAUCCAAUGGAGGAGGGUGCUGACAUGCACAGCUUGAUUCUUACUGAAAAUAACACCUUGUUAAUGGGAGGCCUGCAGAACUAUGUGGCUGAACUGGACCUCACCACAGUGCAGGAAACUCAAAAAUUUACUGUUGAAGUGCCUGGUGUCGCCAUCAUGAGACAAACUAGUCGUUUCUUCUUUUGUGGUCACACAUCUGGCAAGGUGUCUCUUCGUGAUCUGCGCACGUUUAAAAUGGAGCACGAGUUUGAUGCAUUCUCCGGCAGCCUGUCUGAUUUCGACAUUCACGGUAACCUGUUAGCGGCAUGUGGUUUCUCAAGUCGCGGUCUGAACGGGCUGUCCUGUGAUCGGUUCCUCAUGGUGUACGAUCUGCGCAUGAUGAGGGCCGUCACCCCAUUGCAGGUCCACGUGGACCCCCUAUUCCUCCGCUUUAUCCCCACAUACACCUCCCGCCUGGCCAUCAUUUCACAAACAGGUCAGUGUCAGUUCUGUGAGCCCACCGGCCUGGCCAGCCUGGCUGAUAUCUUCCACGUCAACACAGUGGGCCAGCUGCUGAUGAGCUUUGACGUGUCCUCCAGCAAGCAGGCUCUGUCAUUCGGGGACUCGGGCGGCUGUGUGCAUCUGUGGUCCAGCGCCCCUGAGGUGUCCUAUAACAGCUACUCUAGAGACACAGAGCUGGCGCUGCCCUGCCUGGUGGACUCACUGCCGCAGAUGGACUGGAACCACGAGCUGAUGCCUCUGUCUCUUCUGCCAAUGCCUCUCACCAGCACUGAGCCUCUGCUGUCUGACUGGCCCACCGCCCUCAUCGCACCCAGCCCCAGACGAGCGCCUCCAGUAGACCCAGAGAUUCUGAGGACAAUGAAAACUGUGGGAUUUAUUGGAUACGCACCAAAUCCUAGAACCCGUCCCAGAAACCAGGUUCCAUAUAAGAUAAAAGAUGUCGAGCUUGACUAUGACAGCUAUAAUCAGGUGCCGGAGUCUCCCAUUGGUCGAGACGAGGAGCCACAUCUUUACAUGGUGCCAAAGAAAUACAGGAAGGUGACCAUUAAAUAUUCCAAACUGGGACUGGAAGACUUUGAUUUUAAGCACUAUAAUCGGACUCUGUUUGCUGGUCUGGAGCCUCACAUACCCAACGCUUACUGUAACUGUAUGAUCCAGGUUUUGUACUUCCUGGAGCCCAUCAGGUGUCUGGUACAGAAUCACCUGUGUCAGAAAGAGUUCUGCCUGGCCUGUGAGCUGGGCUUCCUCUUCCACAUGCUGGACCUGAGCAGAGGAGACCCCUGUCAGGCCAGUAAUUUUCUCCGGGCUUUCCGGACAAUUCCCGAGGCAUCUGCUCUGGGUUUAAUCCUGGCUGACUCCGAUGAGCAGACUGGGAAAGCCCGUCUGGGCCGUCUAAUCCAGAGCUGGAACCGUUUUAUUCUUGCACAGCUGCAUCAGGAAACGCUCGAGCAGGAAGGGCCGCAGGCGUACAGAGGAGCCAGCAGCAGCAGUGUGCUGAGCUCCUCAGGGGAGUCUGUGAUUAGCCGGUUGUUUGGCUGUGAAGUGGAGAACAGCAGUCUGUGUUGUUGUGGAAAGGAGACGGUUCGCUCUUCAUUGACGCUGCUGUUUACCAUGCAUUACCCCGAGCAGAGCUCCCUGGAGAAGAAGAUAGAGGAAUAUGAAUUUGUAGAUAUUCUGAGGAAGAGUAUCUGUCUGGAACAGAGCACACAGGCCUGGUGUGACAACUGUGAGAAGUACCAGCCAACAGUGCAGACCAGGAACAUUCGCUGUCUGCCUGAUGUUCUGGUGAUAAACUGUGAGGUGAACAGUGCAAAAGAGGCAGAAUUCUGGAAGGCACAGACUGAGUAUGUGUUCAACAAAGCUUUGAAGAAAGAAGCAGCCGAACCUCCCAAACCUAAAGAGCCUUUACCCACAGAAUGGUGUUUGGAAGAAGAGCUGUGCAAUGUGGAGGGCUUGACCUUUGACACUCAAGCAGAAGACAUGAGGCAUGUGUGGAUUCCUCUCAGUCUGAGGAUGUGCAUCAGUAAAGCUCAAGGCCUGGAGGUCAGCAGCCUAACUGAGGGAGAGGAGCUGACUGAAAGUGAAGAGGCAGAAGGAGUGUCCAUCUACGAUCUGUUUGUCACUGUGUCGCAUGUCCAGGACACUCGGACUGGAGGAAACAUGGUGGCGCACAUCAAAGUGGGCGAGACUUAUCAUCAGCGCAAAGAGGGAGUCACACACCAGCAGUGGUAUCUGUUCAAUGAUUUUCUGAUUGAGCCCAUUGAUAAGGCUGAAUCGGUUCAGUUUGAUGUGAACUGGAAGGUUCCUGCUGUACUUUAUUACAUCAAGAGGAACUACCACACCAAGUUUGAUUUGCGCAUUAAGAACCCUAUCGAGGCAAGCGUUCUGCUGACGGAGGCUUCUUUAGCACGAAAACAGAGGAAGAGUCACGCCACCUUCAUACCCCUCAUGGUGAGCGAAAUGCCACAGGUUGGAGACCUUGUCGGAUUGGAUGCAGAAUUUGUCACUCUCAACCAGGAAGAGGCAGAACUGCGCAGCGAUGGAACUAAGUCCACUAUUAAACCCAGCCAGAUGUCUGUUGCUCGUAUCACUUGUGUGAGAGGCCAGGGACAAAAUGAAGGAGUGCCGUUCAUUGAUGACUACAUAUCUACACAGGAACAGGUGGUAGACUAUCUGACCCAGUAUUCUGGUAUCAAACCUGGAGAUUUGGAUGCAAAGAUUUCCUCGAAACACCUGACUACUCUGAAAUCCACAUAUCUUAAAUUGCGGUUUCUUAUUGACACUGGGGUUCGCUUUGUCGGGCACGGCUUACAGAAGGAUUUCCGGGUCAUAAACCUGAUGGUCCCAAAAGACCAGGUGAUCGACACUGUCUACCUCUUUCACAUGCCUAGGAAACGAAUGAUCUCUCUGCGGUUCCUUGCAUGGUAUUUUCUUGAUUUGAACAUCCAGGGUGAAACUCAUGACAGUAUUGAAGAUGCGCGGACUGCUUUGCAGUUGUACAGGAAGUACCUAGAGCUGAGCCAUAAUGGAGGACAGGAGGAGUUCCGGAAGGUUCUCAAGGCUCUCUAUGAGAAAGGACGCAAGCUAGACUGGAAAGUUCCAGACAUCGAUUCUGCAGAUGGUCAAGGUAGCCCAAAAAGCACAGCCGUAUUUCCCUCAGUGAUGGGUUUAUGAUUGGAUCUGUUGGAUAUAUUCCUGCCAAACAGAUGCCAGCUCUCCAGCACUUCUUGUAUAGACUUUCGGUGUUCUCUUCCAACACUGUUUCAUCCAAAUUGCCACCUGAUACAUAUAUUUCAUGUUGCACAUCUGAAAUAAGGCAUGUUUUCUGUCCUAGAAAAAAGUCUGCCAUUUGAAAACUGAACAAUGAACAAUUCACCAUGCCAGUUCCUAGUCUAUAUCUGGUCUGUCAGGAAGAAAGUACACAAACAAAUCAUGAUUUCAACACCUGUAAGAGCUCGUUCAAGUGUUUCAUGCUUGCUUGUUAAUGUUGUGUUGGAAAUUGCUCUCAUUCUGAAAAUGAAUAUGGAUCACGCAGUCUGUGGAUUUACUGGCUUGUUUUCUAUUUUGUAAAAUAUGUUGUACUUUUUCAUAAUGUGGCAGCUGAAUAAAAAACCUUUGGAUAAA